This is a messenger RNA of Austrofundulus limnaeus, 3988 nucleotides long. It is a transcript of the gene slc15a1b, whose product is annotated as solute carrier family 15 member 1b. Gene Ontology annotation, molecular function: oligopeptide transmembrane transporter activity. The record is from RefSeq and is a predicted model, not a curated record. Gene Ontology annotation, biological process: oligopeptide transport; transmembrane transport. Bases 623 to 2812 code for a protein of 729 amino acids. Gene Ontology annotation, cellular component: membrane. NCBI's taxonomy places the organism in Eukaryota, Metazoa, Chordata, Actinopteri, Cyprinodontiformes, Rivulidae. The transcript is spliced from 23 exons.
UCUGUUCUUCCAGCUCUUACUUUGCUUCUUGUAAGGGACAGAUUAACAGAGAGCAUCAUGGAUUCUCUGGUGAGUAGAUUUGUCUCCACCRUUCUCUGGAGGAUAAUCUGUUGUGGUGUUUCAGGUGAUUAAACAAGUUUGUGGUUUUUGUUUAUUUUUUAGCAUCCCCAUUAAUUUCUGCCUCAGCAGAGACUUUUCCUGGGGUCCAAACGACUCCUCCUGCCCGAUUUUAAGCAGCUUCUGUUAGUUUUUUAAAAAAUGUUUGGUUUUAUUAGGACCGAGCCUGAGCUGUUAUCAUCUGUUCCUGACUGAGCCACUUUAUCUGUGUGGCCAGCGUUGCACUUUUUCCCGGGUCAUAAAACAAUUACUGACACACAGGUGGACGUGAUAAGGAUGGACAUGCGUUGCUUAGAAGUUGGAACAAGUCGCUGUUUGGUUCCACAGUCCAGCAUCAGUGGGCGUCGCAGGAGUGGGACAGGAGGUUACAUAAGGAGCUACCGGGCCAGAACCUGGGCUUUGUGUCUCUGGUCUGGACGAGAGUGGCCCAUCUCUGUUUUUUGUUUUGCUGGAAGGAUUUGUUUGAAGACCUUGUGAACCCAGAGUUGACACACACACAGCAGCUAUGGCAGGCAUUGACGAAGCGAUGAAACCCAAAAGAAGAAGCGCUACUGUCUGCGGCUACCCAAUAAGCAUCUUCUUUAUUGUGGUGAAUGAGUUCUGUGAGCGUUUCUCCUAYUAUGGCAUGAGAGCCGUGCUGGUGUUGUACUUCAAGUACUUCCUGCAGUGGGACGACGACUUCGCCACCACCAUCUACCACACCUUCGUGGCUCUCUGCUACCUGACUCCUAUCCUCGGGGCCAUUAUCGCUGACUCAUGGCUCGGAAAGUUCAAAACCAUUGUCUACCUGUCCAUUGUUUACGCCGUGGGACAGGUGGUCAUGGCGGUGGGUGCGAUCCAUGACAUCACGGACCUAGACAAGGACGGCACACCUGACAACAUGGCCUUCCACAUAGCUCUGUCUGUGGUGGGCUUGAUCCUCAUCGCUCUGGGAACCGGAGGCAUCAAACCCUGCGUGGCUGCCUUUGGAGGGGAUCAGUUUGAAGACGAUCAGGAAAAACAAAGAAGCACCUUUUUCUCCAUCUUCUACCUGUCCAUCAACGCAGGAAGUCUGCUGUCCACUGUCAUCACGCCCAUCCUCAGAGCUCAGAAAUGUGGGAUCCACACCCAGCAGCAGUGCUACCCUCUGGCCUUUGGAGUCCCUGCUGCUCUCAUGGUGGUCGCUCUGAUUGUGUUUAUUGUCGGGAGCGGGAUGUACAACAAGGUUCCUCCUGCAGGAAACAUCCUGGUGAAAGUCUGCAAAUGCAUCUCGUUUGCCAUCAAGAACCGCUUCAGGCAUCGUUCUCCUGAGUACCCAAAGAGAGACCACUGGAUGGACUGGGCUGAGGAGAAAUAUGACAAACUCCUGAUCGCUCAGGUGAAGAUGGUUCUGAAGGUCCUGUUCCUCUACAUCCCACUGCCCAUGUUCUGGGCUCUGUUUGACCAGCAGGGCUCAAGAUGGACCCUCCAGGCCACCACAAUGGAUGGUAACUUUGGAUUGAUGGUAAUCCAGCCAGAUCAAAUGCAGACUGUCAACCCCAUCUUGAUCCUGGUUCUGGUCCCAAUAAUGGACAGUGUGGUCUACCCACUGGUUUCCAAAUGCAAAUUAAACUUUACUCCAUUAAAGAGGAUGACCGUGGGAAUGUUCCUUGCUGCUCUUGCCUUUGUGUCGGCUGCCCUGGUUCAGAUAAAGAUUGAUAACACUCUACCUAAAUUCCCAUCGAGCACUGAGGGCCAAGCAAAGUUCAUCAACAUGGCUAACAGGUCCUUAGCUGUAGAAGCUGGACUCCAUACGUUUAAGCUGGAUAAUUUCACGGAUUAUAUGACAUUUAAAGAAUCAUUUCAUCUAACUGUGGAUUCCAGUUAUCUCGAUGAGGUCAGUCUACCAGGUGGCAGUCGAAGUACCAUCAUCAUUGUUCAAGAUGGGUCCAAGCUCAAAUCCUUGGAGUUUAGUGACAUCAUCAAGAAGCCGGAGCAGGGUGCUAAUGCUAUCAGGUUUUUCAACGGUUUCAACUCCACUUUGAAUGUAACAAUGGACGGUGAGGACUCUGGGGAGAUCGUCCACAACAACAUGUCUUUAUAUGCCAACGUACCACACGGAGCAGCUAAGUUCAUCAUUAAGGACAUGUCUGGAAGGGAGUGCACCCUGAAUCGAGAGCUGGGCUUUGGCAGCUCUUUCACAUUUUUCAUCCUGAGAAACUUCACGUUUGGAGAAAAUUGUGCGCAGAACAUACAGGAAGUGAAGGACAUUGAGCCCAACUCAGUCCACAUGGCCUGGCAGAUUCCCCAGUACUUCCUCAUGACUUCAGGAGAGGUGGUCUUCUCAGUUACAGGCUUGGAGUUCUCCUACUCACAGGCGCCCUCCAACAUGAAGUCUGUGCUUCAGGCUGGUUGGUUAUUAACUGUUGCUGUAGGAAACAUCAUUGUGCUCAUUGUUGCAGAGGCAGCAACACUUCCAGAACAGUGGGCCGAGUACAUCCUGUUUGCCUCGCUGCUGGUGGUGGUGUGCAUCGUCUUCGCCAUCAUGGCCAUGUUCUACACCUACACUGACCCGGCCAAGAUAGAAUCAGAGUUCGCCUACCUGGAGCCCGAAGACAAGGAGAAGAAGAAUUUGGAAAUGGCAAAGAAGGAUGUGGUUCCGAACCAUUAUGAGACCAAGAGGAAGAGCUCCGAUUCCAGCGCUGAUGAAAACAUCAAGAGUAAUACGAAGUUCUGAGUGGAACGCUGCCGGGUUCUGUUGGUACUCAUUUAUUAACUGGUCUGUUGAUGGUGGAAUACACUGAAGGAGCUGAAGGCGGAAGACAGAGUGGAAACUCUGAGUGGACAGUGUUUGUGAAGGAUUUUAGUAACAAAGAUAAUGGAGAUUGUUUCGAUCGUUCUCAUCGUUCUAAAUCUGAAGAUGAUUUUUUUUAUUAAGUUUUCCUGUAAAACUCAAACUCUGGCUUUUUAUUAGCUGGUAAUUUAUGUUUUGAUUAAUUUGUCUUUGCAACUAACAGUAAUUUUUGUUCUUAUUAAAUGCUGAUGUGCAAUUUCAAGUGGUGGGCACAGCUAACCUUUUGCUAACUCAUAAUCUGUUUACUAAAAAUAUAGCUUCGCUAAUGGUAAAGAUGUAAACAUUAGAAAAAGAAAUAGCGGAUGCUAAAACUAACAGCUAAUCAACCAUUCUGACUGUCACUGAGUCUGUCUCCUUCCAGCUGCAGACUGGUGGGACUGACACAAACCUGUUGAUGUUAGCUUGUUAGCGGACUUAAAGUUGUCAAAACCUAAUUUAGUAGAAGCUAACAGAUCUGCAAAUGGCUUUGAAAAUGAGUGGAAAAGCUAAUCAACUAGACAAAGACUAGCUCCUCUAUUAGCUACCAGCUGAUUAACAGGACAGUGCCCACCACUGGCAAUCAAAAAACAAUCCAUUACUUGUAUUUAUUUCCGAGCUCAGUAUUGUAUGUGUUGUUGUACAGUUACGGCUGCCUUAUAAAAGUGACAAACAUCUGCUGGUGGUAAUAUUUCAACACUUAAGGCUGCUCAGUCAGCUAAAAAGAGUUGAACAAUUCAUUUAGGCCCAGGAGAAAGCUGUUGUGUAAAGUCUUUGAUAAAUGAGGGGCUGUCUGUCUGUGACGGAACAAAGUGGAGUUAAAUAAAUGUUAAAGCUAAAAUGUUUACAAACAAAUCUGUUUUUUGUGGAACUUUAAAUGUUUAAGAAAAUACACUUUUUUAUGGUCUUGAAUUUUGAAUGAUUAGAACCAACCAUCCACCUCCUAACAGGUUUGAGCAUUUAUCAACUUUCCCAGUCUUUUGUUGCCCCAGUCCAAGAUUUUUUGGAACGUGUUGCUGGCAUCAAAUUCAAAAUUAAUAUUUGCAAAAAAACAAACAAUAAAGUUUAUCUAUUUGAACAAUA